This is a messenger RNA of Chionomys nivalis (European snow vole), 3523 nucleotides long. RefSeq names its product zinc finger protein 14-like. Gene Ontology annotation, biological process: negative regulation of transcription by RNA polymerase II. The coding region runs from base 102 to 1637 and encodes 511 amino acids. The record is from RefSeq and is a predicted model, not a curated record. Gene Ontology annotation, molecular function: copper ion binding; DNA binding; DNA-binding transcription repressor activity, RNA polymerase II-specific. NCBI's taxonomy places the organism in Eukaryota, Metazoa, Chordata, Mammalia, Rodentia, Cricetidae. The transcript is spliced from 4 exons.
CUGCCAUCUUGGAGGCUGUGUAGCUGCGUGAGGGUCGUGGCUGCUUUACCUUGGCGGCCAUCCCUCGCGCCGAUUGCAGACUCCUAGGAGAGGACACCAGGAUGCGUCACAAGCGGAGAAUGGAGCCAGUGACCUUUGAGGAUGUGGCUGUGAACUUCACUCUAGGAGAGUGGGCUUUGUUGGAUUCUAGUCAAAAGAAGCUCUACAGAGAUGUGAUGACAGAAACCUUUAUGAACCUGAUCUCCAUAGGUAAAACAAAGGAAAAAGAAAACAUUGAAGACAACUACCAAAAUCUCAGGAAAAAUGUGAGAACUCAGGUGGUUGAGAGAAACUGUGACUAUGGAGAUGGCAGUCAGUGUGGAGAAUCCCAGCAGCAGAUUCCAGAGCCUAUUGUUCAAAGAGCCACGCCUCCUGCCAUGACCAUAUCUGAAAACGGUGUGCUUGCCAGAGACAUUAUUGUUCAUUCACCCUCACGUGUGCAUCUCAGAUGCGAAAUUACAGAGAAACCAUAUGGGUCUCAGCAACAAGUGGAAAGAGCUUUUACACAUGAGAAAUGUUGGAAAGAUUUAACUUAUUCUGAGUUCUUUCAGGCAAAUCAAAGUCCUCCUAGAGAGACAGCCAAUCAAAAUAAGCAAUCUAAUGAAGUCUGUAGGAGUCUCAAUUUCGAUCCUUGUUGUGAGAGAAUUCACACUGGAGAUAAACUCCAUGAAUGGAAGCAAGUGGAGAGAGCCUUCUGGAGGUACAGUUAUGGUCAAAUAUAUAAAAGAAUUACCAUUGGAGAUAAACCAUUUGUGUGCACGCAGUAUGAUGAAACCUUGGUUAAUUCCAGUCACCUUAUUAAACAUGAACUAAUUCACCCCGAAGAGAAAUGUUAUACGUGUAAGCAGUGUGGGAAAGCAUUCAGAUAUUCCUCAUCCCUCCAGAACCACGAAAGGAUUCAUAGUGGGGAGAGGCCAUAUGUAUGUAAGCAGUGUGGAAAAGCAUUCAUUCGUUCCUAUGACCUUCUCAUCCAUGAAAGAAUUCACAGUGGAGAAAAACCUUACACUUGUGAGCAUUGUGGAAAAGCGUUCACCCAUUACAGUGGCUGGUACAGUCAUGAAAGGAUUCACACCAGAGAGAAACCCUAUGUUUGCACACAGUGUGGGAAAGCGUUUUCAUGUUCUACAUCUUUUCGGAGGCAUGAAAGAAUUCACACCGGUGAGAAACCUUAUAUAUGUAAGCACUGUGGAAAAGCCUUCACCCAUUCCAGUGCUCGUUACAUUCAUGAGAGAAUUCACACCGGAGAGAAACCCUAUGUUUGCAAGCAUUGUGGAAAAGCAUUUCUUCGUGGGAGCCAUCUUCACAACCAUGAGAGAAUUCACACUGGAGAGAAGCCCUAUGUUUGCAAGCAUUGUGGGAAAGCCUUCAUCCAGCGUGACGCUUGUUAUAAUCAUGAAAGAAUUCACACUGGAGAGAAACCAUAUGUAUGUAAGGAAUGUGGGAAAGCCUUCAGGAUUUCCACAUCCCUUCGUGAUCAUGAAAGAAUUCACACUGGAGAAAAACCUUAUGUAUGUAAUUAUUGUGGGAAAGCAUUUAGGGUUUCCACAUGCCUUCACAAACAUGAAAGAGCUCACAUGGAAAAGAAACCCAGUGGGUAGAGCCUAAAUCCGUGUACGUCAUGUGGAAUUGUCUUUGAUCAACUUGCUGUUGCUGUGGGGUAUGAAAAAGAUAGUGUGGAGGCCCAGUGAGAAGGCUUGGGGUAAAAGCGCUUGCCAUCAAACCUGAUAGAGUGGGAUCCUCAGAACCAGUGUGAGGAGAGAACUGAGUCCCCAAGGUUUUCCUCUGACUUGCACAGAUGUGCCAUCAUUUGCAUGCACAAUCUCCCACACAUAUAUAAAUAAAUGAGAUAUUUUAAAAUGCUUUUUUAAGAAAAAAAAUUUUUUUUUUCAAGACGGUUUCUCUGUGAAGCCCUGUCUGUCCUGGAAUUUGCUCUGUAGAAUUCAGAGAUCCAUCUGCCUCUGCCUCCUGAUUACUGGGAUUAAAUUCCUGCACCACCACAACCUGGCUUUAAAAUACAUUUUCACAGUAUUUCCUUAUUUUUUGGUCUUUUUGAAAUGGGAUCUCUCAGUGUAACAGACCUGGCUGUCUUGGAACUCUCUUUGUAGACUAUACUGGCCUCGAACUCACAGAGAUUCUCCUGCUUUUGACUCCCAAGUGCUGGGAUUAAAACCAUGUGCCACCACCCAACUUUUAUUCUUAAUGACGUGUAGGUGUGUGGGUUUGUGCAUGUGAGGGUUGGUGCACGUAGAGACCAGAGGUGUCAGAUUCCCCUGAAGCUGGAGCGACAGGUGGUUGUGAGCUUCCCAGUGUGAGUGCUGGAAAUCCAGCUGCAUCUGUACUCUGAACUACUGAGCUGUCUUUCCAGCUCUAUAAGAGUAAUAAUUAAAAAGAAAAAAAAGCUGGAAAUAGCUGUAAUAGGAGACUGAAAAUGUACAAAUUUAGACACAUCUGGAAUGUGACCUGUUUCAUCAAAUGUGUGAAGGCACAUAUUUCCUUGAAAAUUUCAUUUUAUAUAAACUACAGUUUAUGACGAUUACAUUUUUGUAGGUGUACGUGCAUGAGUGAACACAUGCUGAGUGCACAUGUGUCAGUGCACAGCUUCAGGCGUCUGUCCUGCUCUUUCCACUGUGUACGUCCUGGGGAGGAACUCAGGUUGUCUGAGUUCAGAGCAAGUACCUUAACCCGUGAACAGUCUUGCUGGCCCUGGUGCAUCUCUUUUACUCUCUAGGGAAGUAGAGGCGAGAGAAUUCCAACAUCAAAUACAGUGAAUUUGAACACAACCUGGAAGAGUUAGGAACCCCUUCCAACCGAAUGAAAAAAUUCAGCAUUAAAAAUUUAAGCUGUGUGUUGUCUCAAAUAAGGUGAAAGGAAAUUUUCUUCUGUAUGUUGUAAAAGUAAGGAACACUCUGAAGAAACGUUUUCUUUUGAAAGUGUGAUUUUGUGGAAUCUGUGGAAAAUGGUUUUGCCUGUCAUCUCUUCUGCUUGGAAAAACCAAGGCUAUCAGAAUACUGUGUUGAGCAACAAUAGCAACAGUGUGCGUACAUGUAUUGAUGUCUUUUAGUUUGAUAAAUCAAGUUUUGUAUUGAAAUAAGGUCUCAUUUUGUAGACCAGGCUGGCCUCUGCCUCACUGAGGUUGCCUCUGUCUCCCAAGAGAUGUUAUUAAAGGUCUGUGCCGCCAAGUCAUGAUCAGUUUGAUUUUAAUGGGCUUUUUUUUUUUUAAAUCAAGCGAGGUAAUACCCUUUUCCAUUUCAAUCUGAAGCUGUGUUUGAUUCAUGAAAUUCAAGUACAUUUGUAAGAGUCCAGUGGAUUUAAUUUAUAUGUAGUUUUUAAAUGUUCAUUUGACAUUGAAAAUAGUCUGCUUGUAAAUUGUGUUUCCAAUUAUCCCUGUGUGACAAAUUAUGUUUUUCUUAUUAUUCUUCAUUGGCAAUUUCCUAACAUUUAUAUGAACACUUGUAUUUUCUAAUAAUAAAGUUUCUUACAUAGA